Prosopis cineraria is the source of this 1678-nucleotide messenger RNA. Its product is annotated as peroxisome biogenesis protein 22-like. The transcript is spliced from 8 exons. NCBI's taxonomy places the organism in Eukaryota, Viridiplantae, Streptophyta, Magnoliopsida, Fabales, Fabaceae. The record is from RefSeq and is a predicted model, not a curated record. Bases 428 to 1147 code for a protein of 239 amino acids. Gene Ontology annotation, biological process: peroxisome organization.
AUAAAAAGAAGAUGAAAACGAAAUCGAGGAGAAACCAGAUGAAAUAAAUACACGCCCCGUAAAGGCAAAUGGAGUGGAAAGAGUCAUAGGGUUCAAAAAUAGACAGACAGAAGUCUUCUUGUAUCGAAAGCUUCUGGAUUCUGAACGUAGUUUCUCGUUCGGGCACUACCAAGUGAUUAUCGAGGAAGGUGCUACGAAUUUAAGCUAUCCUCUGAAACCUCAUCGGUCUGGAACAAGAAGAAUCUUUUCGGGCCAAAAAAAAAACAAAAGAAAAAAAGAAAGAGGAAUCUUUGGUCAGGCGGACUGUUGGAGGAAGUCGGUAUACGAUGGCCGACACCUCGAAAGAAGAGCCGCUCCCCCUGAUCAAGCGUAUGAUAUCUUUUCUCACGAUGAGGUAUCUAAUCUCUUUGCAAUCUUGCUUCAUACUAUGGAUUCACGUUCUAUUGGGGCAGUUGCGGGUCUUGCUGUUUUAGUUUUCUUCACUUGGAGACUAUUGAGAUCCCCUAGUGGAUCUCAACGUAGGCAAAGGAAGCGACAAACUGCUGCACCUGAUGCUUCUGGUGUAAAUACUCAAUCUAGUGCCUCAUUGACUGCAUCUGGGGUUUGUUCACCGUUAGAUGUUUCAAGGGCACAAAAUGUUGUUGAUGGGUUUGUACAGCCAGUAAAGCCAACCUUGGGGCAGAUAGUUCGGCAGAAGUUGAGUGAAGGAAGAAAGGUAACUUGUAGCCUUCUAGGAGUGGUCUUUGAGGAAAGUAGUCCAGAGGAGCUUCAGAGACAAGCUACUGUGAGGUCUUCUGUGCUGGAAGUGUUGUUGGAGAUUACAAGAUUCUGUGAUCUAUAUCUUAUGGAACGAGUUCUGGAUGAUGAAAGUGAGAAAAGAGUUCUUGUAGCAUUAGAAGAGGCUGGGGUUUUCACUUCAGGUGGUCUGGUCAGGGACAAGGUCCUCUUCUGUAGCACAGAGAAUGGGCGGUCAUCAUUUGUUCGGCAGUUGGAACCAGAUUGGCAUGUUGACACAAAUCCGGAAAUUAUCUCUCAGUUAGCUAGGUUUAUCAAGUACGAACUUCAUGUCUGUCCUUUUAGAACCGAACGAACUGCUGCUAAUGUGUUCAGUGCUUCAUCCCUGGAACAGUUCUUUGGAUCUAUAUGAAACUCAAUCUACUAGAAGAUGAAUUGUUAUUCGUGAAGUUGAUUUCAGUUGUUUCCUUCUGGAUCUUGGCCUCUAGCGACCAUACUAGGUAGAUUUUCUUCAAACUUGUGAGGGUGUUGUCCCUGGGUCUUCAGAUGAAUACCGUGCAUCCGUAUCAAAGAAGAAAUUUUAAUCUUUUUUUUUUUUGCCCUUUAUACUUGAGCUUUGUGCAAUAUAUUGGAUCAAAUGAUAUGCCACUGUAUAAAAAUGGUCGUCAUCCUUACUUUACAGGCUAUAGAAAAGUCCCUCUUUUUUUUUUUUUUGACAAAAGAAAAAUCUAUUGAUCCUUAUUUGUACAGCCACGAAACAUAGUAUUUUUCUCUUUAUAUUUGUAGUUGGUCAUGUUUCUGGCAUUAGAAUUCACUGUUUCAAAUCAACGAUGUGAUAACCUAAUCAGCAUUCGUGCCAGUUUGAAACUGUUUUCUGGCUGGUGGUUCAUUUGCAUAUAUAUGAAAAGUAAUAGGGUGAAGGUGUAUAUUUGCUUUUGAUGUA